AUGGACCAUCACCGGAUCGACAGGGUGGGCCUCCUGUCCCCCCUGGAGGAGUCCAGCGCUGAGAUCAGCAGAGACAGCGGCAUCGUGUCGCAGAGUGCCAGCAGUCUGUCCAUGGUCAGCGACAUCCUGAGCAGUGGCUCCGUGUCGCAGAGCCCCAGCUUUGGCGCAGCGGCUAAUGUCAUCCCACAAAGCCCCAGCCAAAGCCCUAGCCUCCACCAAGCAGCAGAACCCGGGACAGCAGAGCAGCACGACCCGGAGCAGGAUGAUGAGGUGCUGAGACACACCGCCCUCAGCUACUCCGCCUACAUCAGGGCGACAGCUGGAGAAGAGAUCCUGUGCUUAGAAAAAAGCUUGGAAGAAAUGCUGACGAGAGUAGACGAGUUUGUUGGGAUGCUGGAUAUGAUUCGUAAUGAUACCUCCCAGAUAGUGAAUGAAAACCUACCUCAAAUCCAACAGAAGUCGGAUGAAAUGAGACAAAUAUACAGAAGAAUUGAUAAGUUAGAGGAUUUUGUAAAGAUGGUGGGAGCCAAUGUCAGUGCCAUGGAGGAGCAGGUCACGCAGGCAGAGGGAGAACUAGGAACACUACCGGGUGCUUUCAAGAAGAUGCUCCGCACAAUGAGUGUCCCAGGCUUCUUAAAUAAACCAGCCAGCCCAAGAAGACCAACACCACAUCAGCGUCAAGAGAUCCCCAGCGUAUUCCGGACAGAUGAUUAUUUCACAUCGCAGCCCGAGCAGUGACAAACAUACGACAACAUGUAACAGAUAACUUGGUUCUAACCUCAGAGGCCUGUUGGGUGAAACUGUGGAGACAACUUUUACUGCCAUCCAUUACAAAGAGGAUCUAUCGGUGCAGUGGCCUCAACAAAGCAAUAGUAGCCUUUCUGAACAAGUCACUGGAAGUCAAGUGCGUGAAGACGUUUUUUGAGUGUCGUACUUCUGGCAGCAACAAGCACUGAACUGUAGCAAAAUGAUAUUUCAUUUUUUUUAAAGUGCCUAAAUGGUUAUUUCUGUCCAUCUUGUUUUCACUAAUUGUGAAGAAAACAUUGUAAAGAUGUUAGAUUUGUAACGAGUCAGAAGGACAAAAUCAUCCCACCUGCCAAUAGGACACUGAGAAGAAGGUACAACAGGAGGAGUAGUAAAGAUCUUCAGAUGUAUUACAUGACGAUCAACCCAGCUUUUUUUUUUUUUUUUUUUUUAUAAAUUACAUUCCUGUUACUGGUGUUUGUAAAAAACCUGCACGCUGUUAUGGAUUAAUCUGUAUUUCUAAUGUCUAAUCAGUCACCCCAAGCAAUAUUGGUCUUAUCCAAUUAAGCAUUUCAAGUCUUCCAUUUCCAAAUAUUCAAUUUCUAGCCUGAUGUUACUGGCUACAUAUUUGAAGGCACCUUCUUUUAAAAACAAAACAAAAAAAGCACAGUUUAGAGGAGUUGUGUUAGUUUCACAAGUCAGACUGUUCGAAGUUUGGUGAAGCUGUGAUUUGAGUUUUUAACAAUGCUCGGAGGAACCUGGGAGAGAACUGGACCUUAGAUAUGUAAUGUAGCCUUUGUCCUUCAGACCAACUUAAAUCAGUAAUGGUCACAGCUAUGAUUCAUUAUUCGAUUCAUUAUUUGCCAAAAAAAUAGUUAGAAAGAAAUAUGUUUCAGCUACAGGUUAA
Molecule: messenger RNA, 1651 nt
Organism: Scomber japonicus (chub mackerel)
Lineage: Eukaryota; Metazoa; Chordata; Actinopteri; Scombriformes; Scombridae
Gene: bloc1s4
Product: biogenesis of lysosomal organelles complex-1, subunit 4, cappuccino
Exons: 5
Coding region: 1-738 (245 amino acids)
Cellular component (GO): BLOC-1 complex
Source: RefSeq, a predicted model, not a curated record